Cryphonectria parasitica EP155 is the source of this 1581-nucleotide messenger RNA. RefSeq lists its product as uncharacterized. Gene Ontology annotation, biological process: monoatomic cation transport; transmembrane transport. The record is from RefSeq and is a predicted model, not a curated record. Bases 1 to 1479 code for a protein of 492 amino acids. Gene Ontology annotation, molecular function: monoatomic cation transmembrane transporter activity. NCBI's taxonomy places the organism in Eukaryota, Fungi, Ascomycota, Sordariomycetes, Diaporthales, Cryphonectriaceae. The transcript has 2 exons. Gene Ontology annotation, cellular component: membrane.
AUGGAGCCCGACCUAUCUAGAAGCAUUACCCACCACCCUUCCCCCUUCCACCUCCACCAGCAUUCUUCUCACGCCUCCCACAACUCUCGACACAAUAACAGUCACAACAUCUCCAUGUCCGCCAUACGGUCGAUCCAUUCCGACGACAAUGCGGCUGCCAGUAGUACCGCCCUUGACGCUGAGGAGGUGAAGGGCCACGAUGGCCUGGACAACACCACCCACGCCCGCCACAUGCCCUCCCCGCAGGAGCCCGACGUCGAGAGCCAGAAGACCGAUGGCAAGCUUCCCCGUGUUUCUGUCGAGAGCGAUCCUUUCGGGCUUUCAAAAGGAUACAAGACUGAGGAGGAACUGGAGCGGAUCAAGGCCAACAUGUCCAGGAAACGUGAUGGCCGGCCAGCCUCUUCGCAACGGCAGCAGCAGCAGCAGCAGGACAGCGAUGGUACCGUUGCAAACUUUGGGCAGAAAAAGGUCCAGUUCCACAGGGUGCAAGGCUUCUACAACCGCCAGAACGAAACGAUCGAGCGGCUCUUGAAGCCCGUCGAGGAACAUGUCGCCGACGCCAAGCAGGAGGAAGGUGAGGACCACCUCAAGUACAAGAUCGCGGUGUGGGGCUCCUUCGCCGCCAACAUAAUCCUCUGUGGCCUCCAGCUCUACGGCGCCAUCACGUCCAGCUCUCUCUCCCUCUUUACCACCAUGGCCGAUGCCAUCUUCGACCCCAUGUCCAAUGUUACCCUCAUCGUGUCCAACCGCGCUGUCAGGCGUGUCGACCCUUCGCGGUUCCCCUCUGGCAAGGCCCGCCUCGAGACCAUUGGCAAUAUCGUCUUUUGUUUCCUCAUGACCUCGGUGUCUCUUAUACUGAUCGCCUUCUCCUGCAAGGAGCUCGUGAGCCGCGAGGGCGAGGGCGGCACCAACACAUUCCACCUCCCCUCGGUCAUCGCCGUCUGUGUCGCCUUCUGCACCAAGCUUGCGCUGUUCCUCUACACCUGGAUGCUUAAGGACAAGUACUCGCAGGUCUUCAUCCUCUGGCAGGAUCACCGCAAUGAUCUUCUCAUCAACGGUUUUGGUAUUCUGACCUCCGUUGGCGGUGCUAAGCUCGCGUGGUGGAUCGACCCCAUGGGGUCCAUCCUCAUCUCACUCAUCGUGUCUACGAUCUGGCUGCGGACAGCCUUCACGGAAUUUCUUCUCCUGGUUGGCGUUGUCGCCUCCGUCGAGACCCAGCAGCUCAUCACGUACGUGUGUUGCACUCAUAGUCCUGCCAUCAAGCAGAUCGACACCGUACGUGUAUACCACUCGGGCCCGAGGCUGAUCGCCGAGGUGGACGUGGUCAUGGACCCGGACGACACGCUGAGGGACACGCACGAUGUCGCCGAGGACCUGCAGUUCAAGUUGGAGAGCCUGCCGGAUAUCGAGAGAGCCUACGUCCAUGUGGACUAUGAGACGACGCACAAGCCGGAGCAUGCUUGGAAGAAGGAUCUAUGAGACGUGGAGUAUGCAUAUUCACCACAGAAUCUUCCAUAGUCAGGUUAAGUUCAGUACACGCACUACAUCCAGAACAUGGCGAUAGAAUACAUGAGUACAUAU